AUGGAAUCCCAGAGGUCUGAAGAGUUGGAAAAUCCUUGGAGGAAGUCAGAAAGUGGGUCAUGGAAAAUCAGUGAUGAAUUGACCCAGGUGAGGCCUGAGCUCCUCUCAGAAGACCAGGAGCAUCCCCAGAGCGAAGAGGAAGGCCAAGACAAAGAACACCACCACAUCUCCAUUCAGAGAAAUUCCAUCUUCAAUCGCGCCAUGAGACACAGAAGCAGAGCCAGGGGCUCCCCUAGACGGAGCUCCAGCUGCCUGGCAGAUGCACCAGAAAAUAGGACAUCUGUGGAUGAGCCCUCGAGUCUGCCCCAGAGCAGGCCUCACUGGAGAAGGCUGAUGCAGACCACCGGCCCCGGGGCCCAGGGACUGAGCGAGUCGUCCUCCACCCCGGGAAACGCGACCACGCCCGAGGAGUGCCCGGCGCUGGCCGACAGCCCGACGACCCUCACCGAGGCCCUGCAGAGGAUCCACCCCAUUCCCGCCGACUCCUGGAGGAACCUCAUCGAGCAGAUAGGGCUCCUGUAUCAAGAAUACAGAGAUAAAUCCACUCUCCAAGAAAUUGAAACCAGGAGGCAACAAGAUGCAGAAAUCCAAGACAAUGAAGAAGGGUCCCCAACGGGGGAAGACACCCCAGACGAGGAGGAAGAGGAGGAGGAAGAGGAGGAACCCAUAAGCCCGCCUGAGAGGAAAGCUCUGCCCCAGAUCUGCCUGCUCAGUAAUCCCCAUUCCAGGUUCAACCUCUGGCAGGAUCUGCCUGAGAUCCGGAGCAGUGGCGUGCUGGACAUCCUUCAGCCGGAGGAAGUCAGGCUGCAGGAGGCCAUGUUCGAGCUCGUCACCUCCGAGGCCUCCUACUACAAGAGCCUGAACCUGCUGGUGUCCCACUUCAUGGAGAACGAGCGGCUGAAGAAGAUCCUGCACCCGUCCGAGGCCCACAUCCUCUUCUCCAACGUCCUGGACGUCAUGGCCGUUAGCGAGCGCUUCCUGCUGGAGCUGGAGCGCCGCAUGGAGGAGAACAUCGUCAUCUCGGAUGUGUGCGACAUCGUGCACCACUACGCGGCCGACCACUUCUCUGUCUACAUCACCUACGUCAGCAACCAGACCUACCAGGAGAGGACGUACAAGCAGCUGCUCCAGGAGAAGGCAGCCUUCCGGGAGCUGAUCGCACAGCUUGAACUCGACCCCAAGUGCAGGGGCCUGCCCUUCUCCUCCUUCCUCAUCCUGCCUUUCCAGAGAAUCACGCGCCUCAAGCUCCUGGUGCAGAACAUUCUGAAGCGGGUAGAAGAGAGGUCUGAGCGCGAAUGUACCGCCUUGGAUGCCCACAAGGAGCUGGAGAUGGUGGUGAAGGCCUGCAAUGAGGGCGUCAGGAAGAUGAGCCGCACGGAGCAGAUGAUCAGCAUUCAGAAGAAGAUGGAGUUUAAGAUCAAGUCGGUGCCCAUCAUCUCGCACUCGCGCUGGCUGCUGAAGCAGGGGGAGCUGCAGCAGAUGUCGGGCCCCAAGACCUCACGCACCCUGCGAACCAAGAAGCUCUUCCGUGAGAUCUACCUGUUCCUCUUCAACGACCUGCUCGUCAUCUGCCGGCAGAUCCCCGGAGACAAGUACCAGGUGUUUGAUUCUGCCCCGAGGGGCCUGCUGCGGGUGGAGGAGCUGGAGGACCAGGGCCAGACGCUGGCCAACGUGUUCAUCCUGCGGCUGCUGGAGAACGCGGACGACAGGGAGGCCACCUACAUGCUGAAGGCCUCCUCCCAGAGUGAGAUGAAGCGAUGGAUGACCUCGCUGGCCCCCAACAGGAGAACCAAGUUUGUUUCCUUCACAUCCCGGCUGCUGGACUGCCCCCAGGUCCAGUGUGUGCACCCCUACGUGGCCCAGCAACCCGACGAGCUGACGCUGGAGCUGGCCGACAUCCUGAACAUCCUAGAAAAAACCGAGGAUGGUUGGAUCUUUGGCGAGCGCCUGCAUGACCAGGAGAGAGGCUGGUUCCCCAGCUCCAUGACAGAGGAAAUCCUGAACCCCAAGAUCCGCUCCCAGAACCUCAAGGAAUGUUUCCGAGUCCACAAGAUGGAAGACCCUCAGCGCAGCCAGAACAAGGACCGCCGGAAGCUGGGCAGCAGAAACCGGCAAUGACCCCCAGGGCCAGCGCGAGCCGAGAGCUGGGAUGUGGCAGGGGUGGGGGG
Dipodomys ordii (Ord's kangaroo rat) is the source of this 2168-nucleotide messenger RNA. It is a transcript of the gene Ngef, whose product is annotated as neuronal guanine nucleotide exchange factor. Gene Ontology annotation, molecular function: protein binding; guanyl-nucleotide exchange factor activity. The record is from RefSeq and is a predicted model, not a curated record. Lineage: Eukaryota; Metazoa; Chordata; Mammalia; Rodentia; Heteromyidae. Gene Ontology annotation, biological process: activation of GTPase activity. The transcript is spliced from 14 exons. The coding region runs from base 1 to 2118 and encodes 705 amino acids.